Messenger RNA from Culex quinquefasciatus (southern house mosquito), 873 nucleotides. Its product is annotated as carboxypeptidase B. Gene Ontology annotation, biological process: proteolysis. Lineage: Eukaryota; Metazoa; Arthropoda; Insecta; Diptera; Culicidae. The record is from RefSeq and is a predicted model, not a curated record. The coding region runs from base 1 to 852 and encodes 283 amino acids. Gene Ontology annotation, molecular function: metallocarboxypeptidase activity; zinc ion binding. The transcript is spliced from 3 exons.
AUGGUCCGAUAUUGCGAUAAGCGCGGCCGGACGAUCGGAACUUCUGCUGAGGGUCGUGCGAUUAAUGCGAUUCGCAUUUCUUAUGGGAAUCAGGCCAAUCGUCCUAUGGUGAUCAUCGAUGGAGGUCUGCGGGCCCGCGAAUGGACCUCAACCAUGGUGGCGAUGUUUGUGAUCCACGAGUUCAUCGAGCAUCCUGAUCACUUCACCGAUAUUUUGGAUGAAAUCAACUUCCUCGUCAUUCCGGUGGCUAAUCCCGAUGGUUACGCGUUUUCGCACACCACCACCCGUAUGUGGGUCAAGUCCCGACGUGCCGUCGGUAACGGAUGCUUUGGCGUUGAUCUGAACCGUAACUUUGGCUACCAAUGGUCAUCUACUGGAGCUAGUGACCCCUGUGCCGACAACUACGCCGGAACUGCUGCCUUCUCGGAGCCGGAAACCCAAGCUCUCCGUAGCGUCAUCGAACGCAACAGUGCCAACCUGAAGCUGUACCUGAGCAUCCAGGCCGCCGAGAAGAUGGUGCUGUAUCCGUUCUCCUACAACGGACUGCGUAGUCCGGCCAACGUUGACGCCCACCGCGCGGUCGCUGAAAUGGUUGCCCGGGAAAUGAUCGCCCAGAACGGAUAUCUGUACACUUAUGGACCGGCAGGAGCGCUGCUUCAGGCGGAAACUGGAACCAUUACGGAUUACGUGGCCGGCACCCAGGGAGUUCAGUACGCGUUCGUGCUGGAAACUCGCGGUGGAGCGCAGAACAUCUACGACCUGCCGGCGGCACAGCUCGAAGAGGUUCUGUACGAGACGGCCAUGGGCCUGAAGGUUAUGGGAGAAUACGUGGCCGGAAUCCGUCGCGUCUAAGGAUCUGUGAUAUUCGGAGCA